UUCUUUUCGUAUUUGUUCCCUCAAUUCAGCUUUGCUUUCUCUCUCUCUCUCUCUCUCUCUCUCUCUCUCUCUCUCUCUAGCUAGCUAGAGUUCCUCUCUCCCUCUCACUCUAGAGCAGGGAGAGGGAGGAAGAGAUCUGAAGCCAGGGAUCGGUCGAUCGAGGUUGAGGUUGAGGAGCCAUGGACGACUUCAUGCAGUGGGCGAUGAACACGCUGGACCAGCAGCAGUACCACGCUGCUGCGGCCGCCGCGGCUCCUCCUGUAUACGGUGGUGCUGCUGGCUCCAGCUCCGGUGGCAGCAGUGCUGGUGCCGCCUUCCCCUCGCUGCAGGCGCUCCGCGAGUCCACGGCGGCCGGCGCCGGCGUCAGGGACCUGAGGGUGCAGGUGGACCACCACCAGCCCAGCAGCUGGAGCACCAGCUCCGGCGACAGCCCCGGCGCCGCCAUGGACCACGACGCGGCCGCCGCCGGGCCCGGGUGGUCCCCGCACACGGCCCGCGCCAGGACCAGGGCCACCAGCAGCAGCAGGCCCAUGAGCUGGAACUUCAGCGCCGCCGCCGCGUCCGCGCAGCUGCCGGCUGACAUCGACAUCUCCCCGCGGCCGGCCCCUGCCCCCAGAGGCCACAGUACGCCCGCCGCCGGGAGGAGAUCGGGGGCCAGCGCGCAGGGCACAACGGCCGGGCCGUCUGCCUCUCCGGGGCCCGUGCAGGACCACAUCAUCGCCGAGCGCCGCCGCCGGGAGAAGAUCAACCAGCGCUUCAUCGAGCUCUCCACCGUCAUCCCCAACCUCAAGAAGAUGGACAAGGCGACGAUUCUUGGGGACGCGGUGAAGUACGUGAGGGAGCUGCAGGAGAAGGUGAAGACCAUGGAGGACGACGACAGCGCCGCCGCCGCCGCCACCACCACCACCACCAUCCGGUCUGCCGUGCUCGUCAGCAAGAAGAUCAAGGCGGACGACGAAGACGACGACGACGAGGACGCCGGCGAGUCGAGCCACGGCGGGCUGCCGGAGAUCGAGGUGCGGGUGUCGGGCGAGAAGACCGUGCUGGUGCGGAUCCACUGCAAGAACGCGAGGGGGCUGCUGGUGAGGGUGCUGGCGGAGGUGGAGGAGCUCCGGCUCGCCAUCACCCACACCAGCGUCAUGCCCUUCCCCGCCGACACCGCCAUCAUCACCAUCACCGCAAAGGUGGAAGAGGGAUUCAACUCAACGGUGGAGGAGAUCGUGAGGCGGCUCAACUUGUCGCUGCGCCAACAUUACGGCGCCAAUAAUUCCGACGAUCGAAAUAGUGUCACCAAGAGAGAAUGCUAAGCUGCCUGCUCAAGCAAGUCGAUCAGCCCUUUCCUUGGAUGAUUUUAUAUUCUGAAAACUGAGAGAGAAAUUCAUGGUGAGAAAUUGCUCGUUACGAUGGUGUGCAUGCAUGCAUAUGAUCAGCUUAUAUAGAUAUAUGUUGCACGCAUGCGUGCGUGCAUGCAUGGAGACGAGGAUUUCUCAGCCACAGGUUUGCAAGUUUUGGUUGCUAGCUAGCUACUUGCUGUUGCUCAAUCCCGAUCACACUGAUGAAAUAAUGAGGGCAGUAACCAGGAUACAUACUUAUAAUAAGAUUUUGCUGCAUGUAAGUAUGGAUUUUCAGUUAAUUCUUCUAUGCAGAAAAAUGGACGAAUAUAUAUGUCACAUAUAUAUGCAUUACUAUUUCCUGCCAUGUUGAACUGUCUGCAUCAAUUAAUCAAUCAUGAAUUUUAGGUCUGAUCUUCGCAGCUAAUUCCAUAUAUAUAUGACAAGUCCCAGCAUCUCAUUAGUAGUACUAUAUUAUUUUCCAAAAUAUCCCAUAAAAUCCCGCUUUGAAAUAUUUUGAUUAGUAUAGUGCACGCAUGAGAUCAUAUCCCGGUAUACAUGCAUGCAUAUCUUCUCGCUGACUCGUGCGUGAGUCAUCCAUGCAAGAAUAGUAGUAUUAUCUAGCUCCUCUGCAUUAUCUCAUUGGUCUGCUUAAUUUAUUUAAUAGAUAUUGCGUGAUUUGCACAGCCUUAAAGAUAAAGAUAUGAUCAAUCCGAGAUUGAGAUCGAGUUCAUUAUUGGGUAGAGAAAGCGGUUGAGAUAUGCAGUGCAAAGUUGGCACAGAGCUGUCUGCAUAAAAUGCAACAUGUCUUUAGUUGGUAGGGCAAGCCAAGAAGAUCUCUGUGAUCUGCACAUAUAUGUAUGUACAUACUCAACAUGCACAUAGUAUAUACCGGUUAAUACAGACAGAUGAUGGGCUUGUUCCCCAUCAUGGAGUAUAUCAUGCAUGAUAUGAUUAAACAACGCGUUAUCGAUGA
Molecule: messenger RNA, 2307 nt
Organism: Triticum dicoccoides
Lineage: Eukaryota; Viridiplantae; Streptophyta; Magnoliopsida; Poales; Poaceae
Product: transcription factor NAI1-like
Exons: 4
Coding region: 180-1307 (375 amino acids)
Molecular function (GO): protein dimerization activity
Source: RefSeq, a predicted model, not a curated record